CUCACGUGGAAGUGUCUGACACAUUAUCAUUAAGGUUGUGGAUCGUCUAAUUAAAAUUAAUUGAUUAAUAAAGACAAGCUAGAUUAUUUUUCCUUAAAAAUUUUUCAUUCAAAUCUAUGAGAAUGUCUUCUCGAACAAAUUUACUUCGUCAGCUUUUGGAAAUAAAUAUUUUCCAGUUGGGAGAAUUUACUCUUAAAAGUGGAUUGCUUUCUCCUGUUUAUAUUGACUUACGGGGUAUAAUUGCUUACCCCAAUAUAGUGAAGCAAUUAGCCGAAGAAAUUCAUUCCAGGGAAAAAGAAGCCAGCUUAACCACCGAUGUUGUGUGUGGAGUUCCAUACACCGCGCUACCCAUUGCUUCCAUUUAUUCUGUUUUGUACCAAAUUCCUAUGGUAAUGAAACGUAAAGAAGCUAAAAGUUAUGGAACGAAGAAGAUGGUAGAAGGUAUAACGCAAAAAGGUGUAAGAUGUCUCAUAAUCGAAGAUAUUGUAACUAGUGGUUCUAGUGUCAUAGAAACUGCUGAAGUUUUGAGAAAAGAAGGUUUAAUAGUGACAGAUUGUAUUGUCAUUCUGGAUAGACAACAAGGAGCAGAAGAAAAUGUGACUAAAGCAGGAAUAAAACUGCAUUCCUUGUUUAAUAUUAAUGAAAUCUUUGCUACUUAUUGUUCGAUAAACAAAGUUGAACAACCAUUGAUUGAAAGUGUGACACGCUUCUUGAAAGAUAAUAGUUAUGUACCUAUUAAAAAUAAUCAGUCACUUCCUAAAUUGCUUUUUGAAGAAAGGGCAAAAAUCUGCAAUCAAUCAGUAGCUAAAGCACUUUUUGAAAUUAUAGCAUCAAAGAAAUCUAAUCUUUGUGUUGCUGUGGAUUCAUUAUAUGCUAAGACGCUUUUAGAUCUUGCUGAUCAGUUGGGUCCACAUAUUUGCAUGCUAAAAACACAUAUUGAUAUUCUUGAAGAUUUCUCGGAUGAUGUGCCUGUAAAAUUAAAAGAACUGGCUCAAAAACAUAAGUUUUUAAUCUUUGAAGACAGAAAGUUAGCUGAUAUAGGCAAUACAGUUCAGCACCAGUAUGGAAAUGGCAUUUACAAAAUAAAACAGUGGGCUGAUAUUGUCACUGUCCAUGGAAUACCUGGUAGUGGAAUAAUUGAGGCUCUAAAAUCUGCUUCCCAAAGUGAAAAGAGGUCAUGUGUCCUCAUUGCAGAAAUGAGCUCGAAAGGUACCUUAACAGAUGAAAGCUAUAUGAAAAAAAUUGCCGAAAUGGCAGAGAAUCAUCAAGACUAUGUUAUAGGCUUUAUAAGUCAACAUAAAGUGUCUGAAAAUCCAAAUUUUAUUCAGAUGAGUCCAGGUGUCAAUAUUGCAGUUUCUGGUGAUUCAUUAGGCCAGCAAUACAGAUCCCCUGAAGAUGCUGUGUCAGAUGGAGCUGAUGUAAUUAUUGUUGGCCGAGGAAUUUGUUCUGCAUCAGAUGUUAUUGCAGCAGCCACUGAGUACAAAAACAGAAGUUAUGUUGCUUAUAUAAAUAGAUGUUCCAAGUGUUAAUAAUUUUUAUUAUUAUAGAUGCUAGUGCCAUUCCAUAUUUUAAUCUAUUUUUAUGGAAACUCCUAUUUUUUAUACAUAGAAAUUUUUUAAUAUUUUUUUUUAUCCAUACAUAAUUAGAAGAUGUGGAUAUAAACAUUUGAAAAUGCUUUGUUCCUAUGCAAAUUCUAAAUCUUUGGUACCUAUGUAGCUCCGCAAAUCAUUUCAACUUUUUUAUUUUUUACGAUGCUUUAAGUUAAAUUCUUGUAAAUGUUUCAGAACAUUAAAUAUAUUUUUAUACUAGAUCUAGUUUAUUAGACCUAAAAAGUUAUUGUUAAUCUUUUUAGUUUUAGAAAAAGAAAUCUUUCUUAGAUGAAUAUAGAAAUAAUCUAUAUGUUUAAUGUAUGUAAAUACAUAUAUAUAUAUAUAAAUUAAAGGAAAUAUAUAUAUUGCUUUCAAAUUAAGUUGCUAUAAGCUUUGAUUGAUGUCUAGAUAAAAAUACAAUAAUUGUAUGGAAGCAAAUCGAACUAUUUAAUUGGUGCCUUAUGAAAGUGUUAACUUAUUUAAAGUUCUACAAUGUAACUUUGCUGUGUGUCAAUCUAUUAAUGAAAUUUAUAUUUAUUUACAUAUGCAUAAAAUUCUUGUUGCAUAUUACAUUGAAUACCAAGCUGAAGAUUUUUCACGAUUAUGGUAAUAUUGACUUCUUUUGUCCACCAGGAUGGCGAAAUUUUAAUGCAUUUUUUGAUGGUGUUGUGAUUUUGUGAAUAUACCAUAAGCUUAUAUCUAACUGAUAUAAUUCCUUAACUACCUCAAUUGUUGUUUUGAAGAUUUUCUUCAUUAAUGAUUUUUAUUUAAUAAUUGUCAAUAAAAUAUAACAAUUUUAAGAAGCAAAGGUUUUAAAAAAUAUAAUUCUAAGAUAUUGUA
Argiope bruennichi is the source of this 2429-nucleotide messenger RNA. RefSeq names its product uridine 5'-monophosphate synthase-like (gene r-l). NCBI's taxonomy places the organism in Eukaryota, Metazoa, Arthropoda, Arachnida, Araneae, Araneidae. The coding region runs from base 117 to 1529 and encodes 470 amino acids. The record is from RefSeq and is a predicted model, not a curated record. Gene Ontology annotation, biological process: 'de novo' pyrimidine nucleobase biosynthetic process; 'de novo' UMP biosynthetic process. The transcript has a single exon. Gene Ontology annotation, molecular function: orotidine-5'-phosphate decarboxylase activity; orotate phosphoribosyltransferase activity.